AUGAAAUCACUCUUCAGGCCAUUCCCAUUGCCGUUAACGAAUAGACAAUGGUUUUAUCUCCUAGUGUUACAAGGUGUAGGAGCAGGGAUCAUAGAUGGGGGAGCGAACUUUGCAGUGGCAUAUGCCAUGUAUCAUAAUCAGAAAGUCAUCAAGAUGUGGGUAUUAUCCAAGAACACCUUAGCUGGUGAUCUGGGAGUUACACCAAUCAUACAAUGUUUCGCAUCCAUGUUAAUCACUUCGACUUUGGUUCAUACCGAUUUGCACCAUCAUGCAGUCGCGCCCUUACCGUUUGUCUGGCCUCAUGUCGAACACUUACCUGAUCCGAGGGAAAUCAUCGGUCGAUGGGGUAAAGGGAAACGUAAAGGUGAAGAAACGGAGGAAAAGAAACCCACAAAUGAAGAUGAAGAAGAACCUAGCACAAAAAGUUUAUCACACUAUAUCAAGAUGUUAAUUCGAUUUAUAUUCGAAGGAACAGAGAACAACUCCCUCUUACCUAUUCCCAACUCCAAACCAUUCCCGAUUAGGAUAUUUCUAACAGCAGCUCAAGGAGCAGCUAUUGGAAUAAUCUUUGGUCUACCUGUCUUUUUGCUUUUCAUCAUUGUCUUAGGACCAUUAUACAAGCACGACAAUAUAGUGGAUGUGGGAUGGAAAUGGUCACCUAUGGUUAUAAAAUGCAUAUACGGUGCAGUGGUAGGAUGGAUCACUAAUCCGGUAAUUGCUAGUUUGGCAUUAGGAAGUCAGGCAGAACAUCAUUUGAUUGUUAUCUCCGAAGAUUCCCCAGAAGGCGAUGUAGAAGCUGGUCAAUCGAGUGUACCUAGAAUUGAUGGUGUAGGGGUAGAUACGAUCCACGAGGAAGAAGAAGAGUACUUGAGUCCUCCACCUCCUCUUACUGGCGAUUCACUUAGACUACCCAAGUCGCCUACCCCCGGUGGUGGGUCAUUACGGAUACCCACUUCGCCACGAACAUCCAAUCGACCUAGGGCGUUAUCCAACAUUUCUGCAACGUCGUCGUUAUCUACUCGUAUGGGAAUUAGACCACCCCUCACGGCAAAUUGCUCGACGCUGCCUAUUGUAUCUGCAUCUAAUUCUUCGACAAGGAGAGGAAGUGUUACGUCUAUACCUAGAACACCUAGGUCUCCUGGGACAGGGGAUUUCGGACCGAUGAACGUACCACCUCCAGGUACACCCACUCUUGGUAUGGGCUUCCAGCGGAUCAAGCGUUCGAGGGGAGCUACGAUAUCGACUUAUGUUUCUCAGAGUGAUUCGGUGAAUACCAACUAUUCGUACGCUCUUGGAGGUACUGGUGGAAGAGCGAAGAGGCCCAACAGACCUAGAGCGAUUAGUUCAUUGAGUGGAAAGGGUAUACAGCCACCAAAAGUGCAGGUUGAUGGAAUGGAGGGGCUGGCUGGUUCUUCGCCGAGCGAGGGAAUGAGGUUGGAUGUGCCAAGUGCGAUUACGGCUACAACGGGAACCAGUGAAGUGGGAAAGAACAAUGUGAGGGGUAGUAGUGAGUUUGCAACUACACCCGUAUGGGACGUUUUCGGUCAAGUCAAAGUACAAGAUCAAAUAACUACGCCUAAAAAGAAUGUUCAAGAUGAUGUGGAACUGAGAGACAAAACAAUGAAACAAGAGGAAGAUGCUGAAAAGAAAGAUGAGAAAUAA
Messenger RNA from Kwoniella botswanensis, 1662 nucleotides. RefSeq lists its product as uncharacterized. The transcript has 4 exons. The record is from RefSeq and is a predicted model, not a curated record. The coding region runs from base 1 to 1662 and encodes 553 amino acids. Lineage: Eukaryota; Fungi; Basidiomycota; Tremellomycetes; Tremellales; Cryptococcaceae.